UGGCCCGGUGAUGCUCAGAUUUACAAUUCUACUCAAUUUCAUAAUCGUUUUUAUAACACACUUACAGUUGUGAUUUGUAACCAGAUAUACAGCGUUGGAAGAUUAUAUCAAUGUAAUGUCAGAGCUUUGGUUACAAGGAUAAAUAUACUUGUUCCAGUCCCGCAGCGGCUCAGGCGUAGCGUUUGAGAAAAGAGGUCGGGUGGACUUGCUGCACAAAAAGAACCCCCAUCUGCAACCUUCACCCCCACCAGCAAGUCAAAAUACUUACAGAGCAGUGACAAGCGCACUGUCCUUGCUCCUCUGGUUUGAUUCCCCUCCGACGCUGACUUCAUCCUUAAAGAUGAAGUUGAAGGAGGACAUGAACCCCCUGCUGUUGCAGGUCUUCCGCUCCGUGGUCUGGGUGUACUCCGUCAUCACCUUCAUACCCUGGUACUUCUUCUCCGGAACUGGCACUAGCUUGGAACAGGCUCGCAGGAUCAAAGCACGCUCAGUAAGCAAACACCCGGCAGGGCCUUACAGGGCCAUCAACAGCCAACAGAAGCUGGUGGCAUGGCUGCACCCUGGGGUGGACACCCUGGAUAAAAUGUUUGAACAUGCUGCUCAGAGGUUUCCACAGAGAGACUGUCUGGGCACCAGGGAGGUGCUCAGUGAGGAGGAUGAGCUUCAGCCUAACGGGAAGGUGUUCAAGAAGGUAAUUCUGGGGAACUACAACUGGCUGUCGUACGAGGAAGCCUACCAGACGGCAAAGUGUUUUGGCAGCGGUCUUGCAGCUCUCGGUCAGAGACCUCAGUGUAACAUCGCCAUCUUCUGCGAGACCAGAGCAGAGUGGAUCGUGGCGGCACAAGCCUGCUUCAUAUACAAUUUCCCACUUGUGACCCUUUACGCCACUCUUGGACCCAUGGCCAUCGCCCACGGUCUCAACGAGACAGAGGUCACACACAUCAUCACAAGCAAAGACCUGCUUCAGAGCCGGCUUAAGGCCAUACUGUGUGAUGUGCCAAGGCUACGGUAUAUCAUUGUAGUCGACAGUAAACCCAGAAGCUGGCCAGACAUCCCCAGGAACAUCAUGGUCUAUAACAUGGAUGCUGUGAAGGAGAUGGGCUCCAAGCCUGACAAUAUAGCAGUUGACCGCAAACAGCCACAGUCCUCGGACAUCGCCGUCAUCAUGUACACCAGCGGCUCCACAGGCAUCCCCAAGGGUGUCAUGAUCUCCCAUGGCAACAUCAUUGCUGGCAUCACUGGCAUGGCUGAGCGAAUCCCAAACCUCAAUGAGACGGACACCUACAUUGGCUACCUGCCGCUGGCCCACGUUUUGGAGCUCAGCGCCGAACUGGUGUGCAUCUCUCACGGCUGUCGCAUCGGCUACUCCUCCCCUCAGACUCUAGCCGACCAGUCCACUAAGAUAAAGAAGGGCAGUAAAGGGGAUACCAGUGUGCUGAAACCUACUCUCAUGGCUGCUGUACCAGAGAUCAUGGAUCGGAUCUACAAGAAUGUGAUGACCAAAGUGGAGGAGAUGAGCAAGUUCCAAAAGACCCUCUUUGUGCUGGCUUACAACUACAAGAUGGAGCAGAUCUCCAAGGGGUACAGCACGCCUCUCUGUGAUCGUCUGGUGUUCAAGCGGGUGCGCGCGCUCUUGGGAGGGAACACGCGGGUGCUGCUUUCUGGCGGAGCUCCGCUCUCGGCUGCCACACAGCGCUUCAUGAACAUCUGCCUGUGCUGCCCCGUGGGGCAGGGCUACGGUUUGACGGAGACCUGUGGAGCUGGCACCAUCAGUGAGAUUUGGGACUACAGCACAGGACGGGUUGGAGCACCACUUGUUUGUUCAGAGAUCACACUUAAGGACUGGGAGGAGGGUGGUUACUACAGCACAGACAAGCCCAACCCACGGGGAGAAAUUCUGAUCGGCGGGCCCAAUGUAACCAUGGGUUACUACAAAAACGAGGCCAAGAACCGCAAGGACUUUUUCGUGGAUAAGAAUGGCCAGAGAUGGUUCUGCACAGGAGACAUUGGAGAGAUCCACGCCGACGGAUGCCUCAAGAUCAUUGACCGUAAGAAGGACCUGGUGAAAUUGCAGGCAGGCGAGUACGUCUCUCUAGGAAAAGUGGAGGCUGUUCUGAAGAACUGCUCUCUCAUUGACAACAUCUGUGCCUACGCCAACAGUGACCAGUCGUAUGUGAUCAGCUUUGUGGUGCCGAACCACAAGCAGCUUAUGGCGCUGGCGGGGCAGAUGCAGGUGAGGGGCACAUGGGAGGAGAUCUGCAACAAACCUGAAAUGGAGAAAGAGGUCCUCCGCAUCAUUACUGAGGCUGCUAUCUCAGCAAAACUGGAGCGAUUUGAGAUCCCCAAGAAGAUCCGGCUGAGUUCUGAGCCCUGGACACCAGAGACAGGCUUGGUCACUGACGCAUUCAAACUGAAACGCAAGGAACUCAAAACACACUACCAGGAAGACAUUGAGAGGAUGUACGGUGGAAAAUAACACAGACACGCUCCAGACAACACAUGAACACGUACACAUAAUAUACUUGCACACAUACACAAGGAGCUCAGAAGCCACUUCCCAGGACAACUGGUAAGGAGAGGAGUUAUACGUAAGAUACAGGUAACACACACAAACACACACACUAAUAUAGACACACAAAGCAUCUCAUACACCUCCUCCACGGCUUCCUCGCGACCAGCUUCGAUCAAAGGAGGAGAAAUAACUCUCGAAUCCAGCUUAAUGCUCUUUGUCAAGACCAAAAGGCAGAAGGUCCCUCACAGACAACCGAAGCCAGCAGACCCGCGCUGUGCGACGCACUUAUCGCUCCUCUUUGAUGGAUUUUUUAGCCCUUUGAGUUGCUAUGACGACCGAGGCAGCACCCGAACUCGGACGUCUGUAUGACUCGAAGCAAAAGAAAAUGUCAGGCUAGACGAAUCUGGAUCAAUGUCAUUGUGCCCCCCCCGUUGCUUCUCUUCCUCUUCCCCUGCUCUCUGGAGCCUUCCACCAGUUCAGCAUGGUCGUGGACUUGUAGUGCAGAUACCUGGCAGGGAAAAUGGGGUAGCAUGAGCCUGAUUAGAGGGAUCCCUAGUGGGCUUUAAGUAACAUUCAGGUUGGAAUCUAUGCAGGGAUCUCUAUUAUCUUUAUUGUCUAUAUAUAUAUAUAUAUGUGUGUGUUGCUAUGUUUCCUUCAUGUUUGGUUUGUCAGCUUUGAAACCCAUUUGAUGACUGUUUUUUGUAUGUGAGGAAUCUGUGUUGUAAAGCCAUGAGAGAUUGUGUGUUAAGAUGUUUUAAGAUACUUUUUCUUACUGUUAUUUUUUGGUUGUAUUAUUCCGAGGGUUUAUUUUUCUUCAUCCUCUUGUUUUUUAUUGCCAUUUUGUUUAUGCUAAUUGUACUAUAAGUUUACAAGCGCUUUUUUUUUUGUCUUUUCCUCUCAUUAUUUGCCUGUGUCCCAAAGUUUGUACACUUGAUUGUGUGUUUACUGACUUGUCUUGUUGGGGCAAUCCAGUCUUCACUCCCUUCUGCUCUUGGCCUUUGCAGGAGGGUCAAACAUCAAUAGUAAAAGGCAUCCAUUGGGACUAUUUCUAUCCCUGCUCUUUGCCCCAAGUUUCAUUGUUCUUCAUAUCUGAGCAGGCCCUGGUUGCCUCUCAACCUGUGUCUUAUUGGCUUUUUUUUUUUUGGGGUGGGGGCAUCAUGGACUUACGGUAGCCCUGCCACAUCUGCAACACUUUCCUCCAGUCAUGACCAAUACGGUGCGUAUGGAUGUCUCCAAGGGAACUUAGCCUACCGUAGAAAAAUAGUUACCCUAGUUAGCCUGUCAUUGGUUGCUCUCUCGGUUACUCUUUUGGCGCAACUGUACAUGUUAUCCUUUUUGCCAUAGAUCUAGUUACUGUUACUUUUUAUCUUUUUUUUUCUUUUCUGAAUAUGAAAUACAAAAUGAAUGUGCAAUAUUUAUACACAGAACUUUUAAAGUAUGUAGGAAGGAUUAAAAAAAAAGAAAACGCACAGACAACAGCCCCUCCAUAGUGUAUGAAUGUUUAGGCAUGUUACUCUCCACUCCACUUCAUAAUGGAAGGUCUGUAGGAAAAUGAGCAUAGGAAUAAAUCAGAGAACGGUAGAGAGACACUGAUAGAGAAGUCUAGAUGUAGCCCAUUUGAACGUACUGUGCUGUAAUGUUCUUUAAUGAGACUGUAAAGUGAAAACGUAAUAUUUGGGUUGUAGAAAUUUGCAUGAUGAAAAGUGUGCGACUGUACCAAAGCACCUGAGAAUAUAUAGAUAUAUAUAUUUGAGAGAGCAACGAGAGAAUCACACUCCACUUGAACAACUGAAGAAAUUCCUUAUGAAUACUCUACUUAUAUAAUUGUGAGUAUAUAGCAUACGCUGACUUGACUUCAUAGAGUGAAAAUAACAUUUCUAUAUCUCCAAUUGGUUUAUGUGUAUGAUACUGUAUGUGCAAUGUAUGUGUCUCAUAUAUAUAUAUAUAUAUAUAUAUAUAUAUAUAUAUAUAUAUGAGAGAAAAGGGUCUACAGUUCUUGCAUUCUGUUAACUGCCAUUUAUUUGAACUCAUGUAUAACAGUAAGUUGUUGGUUUUCCAAUAGGUGGUGAUAUCCUGAGUGGCAUCAGUGAGUGACACUCUUGCUUCAGUAUUUAAUUUCCUCUAUUUAGGUUUAUGGACAGAAGAUUAAACAGUGUUCGGUCGGUCAGUGGUCUUUUGUAAGGGCGACGUCUUUCUUUCAGCCACCUCCUUCCGAAUGCAAACCCUGCUUUGCUUGUACUGAAGACAUAUAGCAUUAAUAAAGGUACAGUCAGAUACUCUAACAACCUCUUUAUCAGAUGUGUACUCGCUUAAAACAGAAGGGUUAUUUUAGCAUGUAGAAAUUUGACAAUACUAUCAUCACCUUCCUGUUUUGUUUUGUUUUUUUAAUUAACGUUUCUCUCUCCUGACGUUUCAGUGAAAAGUCAGUAGAUUACUGUGCUGUUUGCUGCUUUUCCUCUGCCUGGCAAGAGGCGGCUAGUUGCCUUCUGACACACAUAAGCUGUCUUCAGGGGUCUUAAGAAUGUGAAGCACUCCCCGCGUUCUGUUGAUCGCACACAUGCCGUGUCCUGCUAACAACAUCCAUUCGAACUAACGGCAAGGCAAAAACAGUGGGUGGUGCACAGAUGAAUUCCACCACUCCUGCUGUUUUCACUUGCAAUGUAAAUAUGUCGAAAGGGGAGGGGAUCAAUGAUCAAAGCUCAUUAAAACUACCAAUAACUGUACAGGUGUAAAGCCUCCUGUUAUAUUUAAUAAUCUUUGUUACUGACCAGUUUUUUGGGGCCUCCACCUUGUUUUGUGUGUUUAAGUGGCCCUGCGAGCCGGGCUAUUGCAAGUGUCUCCUUCCUUAUUUAUUUGUGAUUUGGCCUUGAAAAUUAUGUAAUGAAAUAAAGAAACAAGUUUGUG
This is a messenger RNA of Toxotes jaculatrix (banded archerfish), 5416 nucleotides long. It is a transcript of the gene acsl3b, whose product is annotated as acyl-CoA synthetase long chain family member 3b. Gene Ontology annotation, biological process: long-chain fatty acid metabolic process; long-chain fatty-acyl-CoA metabolic process; neuron differentiation. Gene Ontology annotation, cellular component: lipid droplet; endoplasmic reticulum; plasma membrane. The coding region runs from base 341 to 2476 and encodes 711 amino acids. Gene Ontology annotation, molecular function: long-chain fatty acid-CoA ligase activity. Lineage: Eukaryota; Metazoa; Chordata; Actinopteri; Toxotidae. The record is from RefSeq and is a predicted model, not a curated record. The transcript is spliced from 15 exons.